UUAGCUAAUUUUGCUAGAUACAUUUAUCAUACUAUUAAUAAAAAAUACGCAAAAACUUACUUUCAGCUGAUAUCACGAUAACUUAAAAUAAUUAUUAUUUUCUGAAAUAAUGUAUAGAACUCUAUUUGCUAAAAUUUUUGUAUUCACAUUCAGCGCUUGGAUAUUGUGCGCCUCUGAUAAUGAAAAGGGUUUAAGCUAUAACGUGAAUAAUGGGGCAAAAAAUGCGCAAAGUGGUCUGCAGUUAGGAGUAGCCAGAUUGCUUUCAGAAAGAGAUUUAAAUUCAGAAAUAGAUGAUAGCAGUUUUGAUAGAUUAUCAAUUGCAAGUGAAAGAGAUGAAAUAGAUGAAAGGGCAGAUGACCUGGACUCACGUUCUUUCAGUUUUGAUGACGCUGAAGAAUUGGACCCAGAAUUAGAGUCAUUUAAAGAAUAUGUAAGACAUGUAGCAAAGAGUGAUAAAUCUUUUAAGGAAAAAUUUGAAGAUACAAAAGAUUAUAUCAAAAAGAUGGACCCAAUGACAAGAAAAAAAAUUAAAAGAGAAAUCAAAGACAGGGUAAACGAAAGCAGACGUAUGAAUCAUCGAAGAAAAUGCUCGAAAUUGCAAGGUUUAUGCAAAGACUUGUAUAGAGAUAUACAGUACGAUGAUUACAAAAUGAUGGUUAGAAUGAACAAGAUGGAAAAGAAAAUGUCACUUCUUUUCGUCGGAAUCAGUGUUAUAGCAGCCGUUUUAACCUUCUUCUUGUUCCCAUUUGAAUUAAUUUCCUGCUCUAGUGGACUCCUCCUUAUGGGGAUAGUUUUAAUUUACUUACUCUUCAAGAAAAUGUAAGCAGGACAUGCGACG
Molecule: messenger RNA, 838 nt
Organism: Plasmodium cynomolgi strain B
Lineage: Eukaryota; Apicomplexa; Aconoidasida; Haemosporida; Plasmodiidae
Exons: 2
Coding region: 110-823 (237 amino acids)
Source: RefSeq, a predicted model, not a curated record